Trypanosoma rangeli is the source of this 1122-nucleotide messenger RNA. RefSeq names its product miltefosine transporter beta subunit. The record is from RefSeq and is a predicted model, not a curated record. Lineage: Eukaryota; Euglenozoa; Kinetoplastea; Trypanosomatida; Trypanosomatidae. The coding region runs from base 1 to 1122 and encodes 373 amino acids. The transcript has a single exon. Gene Ontology annotation, cellular component: plasma membrane; Golgi apparatus; endoplasmic reticulum.
AUGUCAGAUUCUACAGAGCAGUCAGUAAGGAAAUCAGAGAAGAAAAGUCGGUUUGAGCGGUUUUACUUAGGGCAAUAUUGUCAACAUUCUAUAUACCCUGUGUUUGCUACGCUGCUCGUGUUGGCUGUGGUAUUUAUACCCAUUGGUGUUGCUAUUAUUAGGGUAAGUGAUUCGGUAUUUGAGCUACGUAUUCGAUAUGACGAAACAAAUAAUUAUCAAUAUGUAAUUGGUCCUCACAAUCGGUAUCCACAUAAAUUUACGUUUAAUAAUUCCAAGUUUUCUACGGGAGCCCAUGUAACUAGAACUUUCACUCUUUCGAAGAGCCUGGCUUCUCCUAUCUACCUACAAUAUGGGCUGGCUGGAUUUCAUCAGAAUUAUAGGCGUUAUGCAUUUUCUCAAGAUCUGGCACAACGAUCAGGAGAUACACAUUCUGUCUCUCAAGCAUGUGGGCCUUUUCGAUACCCUGGAGAAUAUCAUAAACGCAGGGUUAAUGGCAUCUACUUUCCAUGCGGUUCAGUUGCUUGGAGUAUGUUCAAUGACUCUUUGAGUUUAUAUUACUUAUCGGAUGCAUCUAAAGGUGAUACUGCUUAUAGCGUUUCUGACAGGUCCAAAUUGAUUUGUGCUGGAAGUGCCUUUGAUUCGGAAGGCAACAGCUUAGAUAAAAACAAUCUUUGCAUUAAAAAAGGAAUAGCAUUGCCUAGCGAUGUGCAUUUGUUUCAUCCUCUAAAAGAUAAAGAUGCAACCAGCGCGGUCUGGAGAUUUGGUGGGGAUCCUACUGCAGAAGAUCCAUAUCAAAAAGAAGGAUAUUACUAUGAAGAGCCUGGACACCCAAUUCCUUCAAUUGUUGAUGAGGAUUAUAUUGUAUGGUCUUCUUUGUCAUAUAUGCAGGAUUUUGACAAAAAAUACCGAAUUAUUACGACAGAUCUACUACCUGGUGAUUACUUGUUUGAUAUUGAGGAGAACUUUGAUGUGUUUUCCUUCUCUGGUGAGAAAUACGUAAGUCUGGUCACACGUUCGUGGAUUGGCGGUAAAAAUUACGUACUAGGUGUAUUGUUUUUGGUUAUGGGAUGUAUCUCCUUUGUUUUGUCCCUAAGCUCUAUCAUUGUGCAGUGUUUAUAUUAG